Messenger RNA from Pectinophora gossypiella (pink bollworm), 1560 nucleotides. RefSeq lists its product as uncharacterized. Lineage: Eukaryota; Metazoa; Arthropoda; Insecta; Lepidoptera; Gelechiidae. The record is from RefSeq and is a predicted model, not a curated record. Gene Ontology annotation, molecular function: nucleic acid binding. Bases 1 to 1560 code for a protein of 519 amino acids. The transcript has a single exon. Gene Ontology annotation, biological process: DNA integration.
AUGUGGCCUGUGACGAAACAAACGCAGGAAGUGGCACCUGACGUGGACUUGGAACACGUAACUGCUAUACACGUUGCGUCUGACACUUUACCGCCAGUUCCCGACCCUGAAAGGUUUUCUUCGUGGAUAAGACUACUUAAAGCUACUAGCACUGUGUUAAUGUUUAUUGAUAAAUGUAAAAAGCUUACCUGUGAAGUAGACCGCGAGUUGAUGGACCGGGCCGCGCGCUUACUUCUAAAAUACGCGCAAGCCCAAUCAUUUUAUGAAGACUUAGAGAACCUGAAAAAGAAAAAUACAUUAAAUAAAAAGAGUAAACUACUUACCUUGACGCCGAUUCUUGAUGAGCAUGGAUUACUGCGAGUGGGUGGCCGGAUCAAUGCUGUCAGUGAUGUAUCCCGUGAUGUCAAACAGCCAGUGAUCCUCGACGGACGGCACAGAAUCACAAUGCUAAUAGUAAAACACUUUCACGAAAAGGUCGCACACGGACAUCAAGAAGCUGUGGUUAAUGAAUUAAAACAAAAAUAUUGGAUCAUUCGCAUAAGACCAACAGUAAAAGACGUGGCUUCGAAAUGUAUGAUCUGCAGAAUAAGAAAGGCCUCGCCACGACCGCCCCGUAUGGGGGACCUGCCUGAAGCCAGGAUGGCCCACCAUCAUCGAGCAUUCACACACUGUGGUGUGGACCUGUUUGGGCCCAUGGAGGUUACUGUAUGCCGCCGCCGAGAGAAAAGGUACGGUGUACUGUUUACGUGUCUGACGGUACGGGCGAUUCAUAUCGAGAUAGUCACAAACCUCACCACCGAUGCAUUAAUAAUGGCUUUAAGGAGGAUGGCCGCUAGACGUGGAUGGCCUUUGCACCUGUAUUCGGACAAUGGGACUAAUCUAAGAGGCGCCUGCAGUGAGCUCACUAAAUCAGUCAGAGAGUUAGAUCACGACGUACUUAAGAACUUGUCCGCAAAUUAUGGCACGACUUGGCACUUCAUUCCACCAUCUAGCCCACAUUGGGGAGGCGCCUGGGAGAGGAUGAUAAGGAGCGUGAAGGAAUCCCUUAAAGUAAUCUUAAAAGAACGAGCCCCAAAGGAUGAAGUUCUCAACACAUUGAUGGCUGAAGUGGAGCAUAUUACCAAUAGUCGACCACUGACCCACGUAACUGUUGAGCCUAACAGUGAUGAAGCCCUAACUCCUAAUCAUUUUUUGCUUGGCACAUCCUCUAACCUACCUGUGCUGGGAGUCUUUGAUGGGACAGACAUGUACCUCCGCAAACAAUGGCGUAUUGCUCAGCGGCUUGCUGACCUGUACUGGCGAAGAUGGGUCAAAGAAGUCCUACCGCAAAUGCUUCCCCGUAAAAAAUGGUACCACGAGGAGAGACCCUUGCAAGUGGGAGAUCUCGUGAUUAUUGUGGAUCCAGAUUCGCCGAGAAAUGUGUGGCCAAAGGGCGUGAUUGAAGCGGUUAUGCCUGGUAAAGACGGCCGCGUCCGGGUAGUAGAUGUUAAAACUAAGUCUGGGGUUUUGCGAAGACCCGCGUCCCGGAUAGCAUUUGUACCAGUAGGUAAUGAGUGCUGA